Messenger RNA from Anolis carolinensis (green anole), 1437 nucleotides. It is a transcript of the gene tex9, whose product is annotated as testis expressed 9. The record is from RefSeq and is a predicted model, not a curated record. Bases 56 to 1189 code for a protein of 377 amino acids. The transcript is spliced from 11 exons. Lineage: Eukaryota; Metazoa; Chordata; Lepidosauria; Squamata; Anolidae.
CGGACGCAGCAGUUCAUCCUCCCGCCUGCGUGCCGUUGCUUGGCAACCGGGGAAGAUGGCGGCGGCGGCGGCGGCGGCUGCGUCGGCCUCGGCGGGAGGCAAGAAGGGCGGCCUGGGCCUGGGCGCCUUCCUGGCCAAGGAGGAGGAGUACAAGCGCCUCAAUGCGGCCCUGGAAGCCCAGGCGGCGGAGCUGGUGCGCCAGGCGGAGGAGGCCAUGAGGGAUCAGCAGGAGGCCCUGUCCCGACCGCUCUCUACGCAGCUGGAGCUCCUGGAGGAAGAGGCCGAGGCCCAGCGGCAGAGAGCUGUACUUUCUCCCGGUUCGUCUGCUCCUCCCUCCCGUCAGCCCCUCAGCAAGAAGAAAUCCAGUUCUGCGUCUGCAGCCGGGAAGAAGGAGAGGCGGCCGCUUUCAAGCGCCAAGCCCAGGCCCCGCCAUGCGCCCCUCGCGGCUGAGGACGUGGCCGUGCCAGACUUCUCUCUGGCCAAGAUCAUUGGGAAGAUCGAAGGGCAGCUGGAGGAAGGAGGAGGGGGCCUGCCCGAGAUGCCCGAGGACCUGAUCCCCGGCGGGGGGAGCCAGCUCGGUGCAGAGGCCCAGAUCCGGUUCCUAAAGGCCAAGCUGCGCGUGAUGCAGGAAGAGCUGGACGCCAUGGUGCAGGAAUGCGCUAAGAAGGAGGACGAGAGCCGGGAGCUGAGCCUGCGCCUGAAGGAGGCCGAGGAGGAGCGCGGGCGGCUGCAGCGGGCGGCCAUGGCGCAGCAGUCCCAGGCCGAGAAGCACAAGACGCUGGCCGAGGAAGCCGGGCGGAGGAGCGAGGCGCUGCAGCAGAGGCUCUUGGGGCAGGAGAAGGAACUGGAGGGCCUGAAGCGCGCCCAGAAGCAGGCCUCGGCCGGGCAGAGCAGCAUGGAGGUGCGCCUGAACCGGGCCCUGGAGGAGGCCGAGAAGGGCAAGGCCGAGCUCAGCAGGCUCAAGCAGGCCACGAAGGAUCUGGCCAGCCAGGAGCAGAAAAAGAUGGAGGAAAUCAAGGCCGAAAACAAGCGCCUGGCCAAGCAGAAGGAGGAGCUGAUGGCCGCUUUCAAGAAGCAGCUGAAAUUAAUCGACAUCCUGAAGAGACAAAAGAUGCACAUCGAAGCUGCCAAGAUGCUCUCCUUCACGGAAGAGGAGUUCAUGAAAGCCCUCGAAUGGGGACACCCUUAACGAUGCAGGAUGCAAAACGGAAUCGGACCCACCCAACGGCUCCACUUUGGAACUGGUUUUGUUCUCAAACGGUUCCUCUGUGUUCCUUCAUUCCUCCCUCACCCUGUUUGAGCUGCUUUCCUGCCUAAUACGAGGCCCAGAGCCAGACCGUUCAAGUCUCGCUCCAUUUGGAGGCCUCCGGAUUCCCGGCUGCCUUGAGAUGCCUCCGUCCCAUUACUGUUUGCAAAAUAAAGGCAUUCUUGACUGAA